UCGGACACACCGGGAGCUACUUAAGCGGCCGCGGGGGAGGCGAGGGUUUAUGGAGCUGAACUUGUUUCUCCUCCUGUUGCUGUUUGUGGCCUCGCCGGGCCCCCCCGGCCACUGCCGGGCGGCCUCGGGUCGCCGCCUGCCAGUGAAACUCGGCGAGUGUCCCGCCCCCCGCCGGACGCCCCCGAUGCCCUGCGACAGCUUCUGCUCCUCGGACGAGGACUGCCCGGGCAGCGAGCGCUGCUGCAGCACCGGCUGCGGGCGGGAGUGCCGGCUGCCCGCGGGAGCCAAGGGAGGUUUCUGCCCACGGGUGCACGCUGGCCUGCAAACCACCUGCCUGGCGGAGUGUGGCAGCGACAGCGAGUGCCGAGGCGGCGGGAAGUGCUGCAGCACGGGCUGCCUCAUCCACUGCACGCAGCCAGUGCCAGCCAAACCAGGCAUCUGCCCCAAGAGAAAGGUGCUGCAGACCUUUGCCCGCUGCAACAGCUCCUGCAGCGAUGACACCGACUGUCCCCUCCGUGAGAAGUGCUGCUUCACGGGCUGUGGCCGCGGCUGCCUGCCUCCGGACAGAGCUGCCACGGCCCCGCUCCCGCCCGCAGCCCACGGCCACCGGCUGGGCCCUGCCACCCGCAGUGGCCCCGGGCCCUGGGAUGUCAUCUGUCACCUCCCACCCGAGCCUGGCCCGUGCAGGGGACUCUUCCAUCGCUAUGCCUACAACCCUGACAGGGGCACCUGCCAGCCCUUCAUCUACAGCGGCUGCCGCGGGAACCGCAACAACUUCAGGACGCUGAAGCAGUGCCAGCAGCUCUGCCAGCAGCCGGGGGGAGCCAAGGAGUGACCCUGAGGAGAAGGUGGCAGCGUGGCCUGGGUCCUGCUGUGUGGCCAGUGGAAGCCUGAGGGCCAGUGUUUGCAGUGGUCUUGGCUGCCACACUCUGCCUCAUGCAAUAA
Molecule: messenger RNA, 945 nt
Organism: Colius striatus (speckled mousebird)
Lineage: Eukaryota; Metazoa; Chordata; Aves; Coliiformes; Coliidae
Gene: WFDC3
Product: WAP four-disulfide core domain 3
Exons: 5
Coding region: 50-835 (261 amino acids)
Biological process (GO): negative regulation of peptidase activity
Cellular component (GO): extracellular region
Molecular function (GO): serine-type endopeptidase inhibitor activity
Source: RefSeq, a predicted model, not a curated record